CCUCAGUUCGCGCUGCGCCUCGGCUUCGAGCGUAGCGGCGCCGGCUCCGCGAGCCCAGCGGCGCGUACAGCCUGCGGCCGCGCCGACGAUGCGGGGCCGCUCCGCGCCCGCCCCAGUCCCGGCCCCGGCCCCCGCGGGAAGUGGCUGAGCCACCGCCGCCCGGAUGGCGAGCCUGGCCGCGCUCGCCCUCAGCCUGCUCCUGCGGUUGCAGCUGCCGCCGCUACCCGGCGCCCGGGCGCAGAGCGCCGCAGGUGGCUGUUCCUUUGAUGACCACUACAGCAACUGUGGUUACAGCGUGGCCCUGGGGACCAAUGGGUUUACCUGGGAGCAGAUUAACACGUGGGAGAAACCAAUGUUGGACCCAGCGGUGCCUACAGGAUCCUUCAUGAUGGUGAACAGCUCUGGGAGGGCCUCUGGCCAGAAGGCGCACCUUCUCCUGCCGACCCUGAAGGAGAAUGACACCCACUGCAUCGAUUUCCAUUACUACUUCUCCAGCCGCGACAGGUCCAGCCCGGGGGCCUUGAAUGUCUAUGUGAAGGUGAACGGUGGGCCCCAGGGGAACCCUGUCUGGAACGUGUCUGGGGUCGUCACUGAGGGCUGGGUGAAGACAGAGCUUGCCAUCAGCACCUUCUGGCCACAUUUCUACCAGGUGAUAUUUGAAUCCGUCUCUCUGAAGGGUCAUCCUGGCUACAUCGCUGUGGACGAGGUCCGGGUCCUUGCCCAUCCAUGCAGAAAAGCACCUCAUUUUCUGCGGCUCCAAAAUGUCGAGGUGAACGUGGGGCAGAAUGCCACCUUUCAGUGCAUUGCUGGUGGAAAGUGGUCUCAGCAUGACAAACUUUGGCUCCAGCAAUGGAAUGGCAGGGACACGGCCCUCAUGGUCACCCGCGUGGUCAACCACAGGCGCUUCUCGGCGACAGUCAGUGUGGCGGACACUACCCAGCGGAGUGUGAGCAAGUACCGCUGUGUGAUCCGCUCUGACGGUGGCUCUGGUGUGUCCAACUACGCUGAGCUGAUUGUGAAAGAGCCUCCCACACCCAUCGCCCCCCCAGAGCUGCUGGCCGUGGGGGCCACAUACCUGUGGAUCAAGCCGAAUGCCAACUCCAUCAUUGGAGACGGCCCCAUCAUCCUGAAGGAGGUGGAGUACCGCACCACCACCGGCACCUGGGCAGAGACCCACAUCGUCGACUCUCCCAACUAUAAGCUGUGGCACCUGGACCCCGAUGUGGAGUAUGAGAUCCGGGUACUGCUCACGCGACCAGGGGAAGGGGGCACGGGACCACCAGGGCCUCCCCUCACCACCAGAACCAAGUGUGCAGACCCGGUGCACGGCCCGCAAAACGUGGAGAUCGUGGACAUCCGAGCCCGGCAGCUGACGCUGCAGUGGGAGCCCUUCGGCUACGCGGUGACCCGCUGCCACAGCUACAACCUCACGGUGCAGUACCAGUACGUGUUCAACCAGCAGCAGUACGAGGCCGAAGAGCUCAUUCAGACCUCCUCCCACUACACCCUGCGGGGCCUGCGCCCCUUCAUGACCAUCCGGCUGCGGCUGCUGCUGUCCAACCCCGAGGGCCGGAUGGAGAGUGAGCAGCUGGUGGUGCAGACGGAGGAGGAUGUUCCAGGAGCUGUUCCUCUAGAGUCCAUCCAAGGGGGUCCCUUUGAGGAGAAGAUCUACAUCCAGUGGAAACCUCCCAAUGAGACCAACGGGGUCAUCACGCUCUACGAGAUCAACUACAAGGCCGUGGGCUCAUUGGACCCGAGUGCCGACCUCUCCAGCCAGAGGGGCAAAGUGUUCAAGCUUCGGAAUGAAACCCACCACCUCUUUGUGGGUCUGUACCCCGGGACCACCUACUCCUUCACCAUCAAGGCCAGCACAGCAAAGGGCUUUGGGCCCCCUGUUACCACCAGGAUCGCCACCAAAAUUUCAGCUCCAUCGAUGCCUGAAUAUGACACAGACACCCCACUGAAUGAAACAGACACGACCAUCACAGUGAUGCUGAAGCCCGCUCAGUCUCGGGGAGCCCCUGUCAGUGUUUAUCAGCUGGUUGUCAAGGAGGAGCGACUUCAGAAGUCACGGAGGGCAGCUGACAUCAUUGAGUGCUUUUCGGUGCCGGUGAGCUAUAGGAAUGCCUCCAGCCUCGAUUCUCUACACUACUUUGCUGCUGAGUUGAAGCCUGCCAACCUGCCUGUCACCCAGCCAUUUACAGUGGGUGACAACAAGACAUACAAUGGCUACUGGAACCCACCUCUUUCCCCUCUGAAAAGCUACAGCAUCUACUUCCAGGCACUCAGCAAAGCAAAUGGAGAGACCAAAAUAAACUGUGUUCGUCUGGCUACGAAAGCACCAAUGGGCAGCGCCCAGGUGACCCCGGGGACUCCACUCUGCCUUCUCACCACAGGUGCCUCCACUCAGAAUUCCAACACCGUGGAGCCCGAGAAGCAGGUGGACAACACUGUGAAGAUGGCCGGCGUGGUCGCCGGCCUCCUCAUGUUCAUCAUCAUUCUCCUGGGCGUGAUGCUCACCAUCAAAAGACGAAGAAAUGCUUAUUCCUACUCCUAUUACUUGAAGCUGGCCAAGAAGCAGAAGGAGACACAGAGUGGAGCGCAGAGGGAGAUGGGGCCCGUGGCCUCGGCCGACAAACCCGCCACCAAGCUCAGCACCGGCCGCAACGACGAAGGCUUCUCUAGCUCACAGGACGUUAACGGAUUCACAGAUGGCAGCCGUGGGGAGCUGUCCCAGCCCACCCUCACGAUCCAGACUCACCCCUACCGGGCCUGUGACCCCGUGGAGAUGAGCUAUCCCCGGGACCAGUUCCAGCCCGCCAUCCGGGUGGCUGACCUGCUCCAGCACAUCACUCAGAUGAAGAGAGGCCAGGGCUACGGGUUCAAGGAGGAAUAUGAGGCCUUACCGGAGGGGCAGACAGCCUCGUGGGACACAGCCAAAGAGGAUGAAAACCGCAACAAGAAUCGAUACGGCAACAUCAUAUCCUAUGACCAUUCUCGAGUGAGGCUGCUGGUGCUGGAUGGAGACCCACACUCCGACUACAUCAACGCCAACUACAUUGAUGGGUACCAUCGGCCUCGGCACUACAUUGCUACUCAAGGUCCCAUGCAGGAGACCGUAAAGGACUUCUGGAGGAUGAUCUGGCAGGAGAACUCGGCCAGCAUCGUCAUGGUCACAAACCUCGUGGAAGUGGGCAGGCACCCAGCGGGACACACUGUGGGAAAUGCCACUCUAAGCCGCUCGGCGUCCCCCGGAAUGGUGAAGUGUGUGCGAUACUGGCCGGAUGACAUGGAGGUCUACGGAGACAUUAAAGUCACCCUGAUCGAAACAGAGCCCCUGGCAGAGUACAUCAUCCGCACCUUCACAGUCCAGAAGAAAGGCUACCAUGAGAUCCGGGAGCUCCGCCUCUUCCACUUCACCAGCUGGCCCGACCACGGCGUCCCCUGCUAUGCCACCGGCCUCCUCGGCUUUGUCCGCCAGGUCAAGUUCCUCAAUCCCCCAGAAGCUGGGCCCAUAGUGGUCCACUGCAGUGCUGGUGCCGGGAGGACUGGCUGCUUCAUCGCCAUCGACACCAUGCUUGACAUGGCCGAGAAUGAAGGGGUGGUGGACAUCUUCAACUGCGUGCGUGAGCUCCGGGCCCAGAGGGUCAACCUGGUGCAGACGGAGGAGCAGUAUGUGUUUGUGCACGACGCCAUCCUGGAAGCGUGUCUCUGCGGCAACACGGCCAUCCCGGUAUGCGAGUUCCGCUCUCUCUACUACAAUAUCAGCAGGCUGGACCCCCAGACCAACUCCAGCCAAAUCAAAGACGAAUUUCAGACCCUCAACAUCGUGACUCCUCGCGUCCGGCCUGAGGACUGCAGCAUCGGUCUCCUGCCACGGAACCAUGAUAAGAAUCGGAGCAUGGAUGUCCUGCCUCUGGACCGCUGCCUGCCCUUCCUCAUCUCGGUGGAUGGAGAAUCGAGCAACUACAUCAAUGCGGCACUGAUGGAUAGCCACAAGCAGCCUGCCGCAUUCGUGGUCACACAACACCCUCUACCCAACACCGUAGCGGACUUCUGGAGGCUGGUGUUCGAUUAUAACUGCUCCUCUGUGGUGAUGCUGAAUGAGCUGGACACUGCCCAGCUCUGUAUGCAGUACUGGCCUGAGAAGACCUCGGGGUGCUACGGGCCCAUCCAGGUGGAAUUUGUCUCCGCAGACAUCGAUGAGGACAUCAUCCACAGAAUAUUCCGCAUCUGUAACAUGGCUCGGCCACAGGAUGGAUAUCGUAUAGUCCAGCACCUCCAGUACAUUGGCUGGCCUGCCUACCGGGACACACCCCCCUCCAAGCGCUCUCUGCUCAAAGUGGUCCGACGGCUGGAGAAGUGGCAGGAGCAGUACGAUGGGAGGGAGGGACGCACUGUGGUCCACUGCCUAAAUGGGGGAGGCCGCAGCGGAACCUUCUGUGCUGUCUGCAGCGUGUGUGAGAUGAUCCAGCAGCAAAACAUCAUCGAUGUGUUCCACAUCGUGAAAACAUUACGUAACAACAAGUCCAACAUGGUGGAGACCCUGGAACAGUAUAAAUUUGUAUACGAGGUGGCACUGGAAUAUUUAAGCUCCUUUUAGCCCAAUGGCGUGGAGAACCUGCCGGAGUCCAGAGGCUGCUGCAGCCAACCCCCUUUUCUGUGAACGGCAGCGACUGGGCUCAGGGGCUAAGCGGUGGCGCCCUGCCCAACUCCAGGAGAAGACUGGUGGGCCUGUGGUCCACGGUGGGCUCUGUACCUUCGGAGGAGUCUCCAGUUGCUGUGGAGGACGCCGCCCUGAAAGGCCCAGGCUUCUUUUCCAGCCUCAGGCACGGGCCCAUACAGAAGUGCACCUGUAUAGCAAGGCCCGGAUUUUUCAAUGCCCAGACCUCUUCCUUUUGCUCUUUUCAGGUUUGUGAAUCUCGAGGCAAGCUGACUGUGUGGGUAUAGGGGAGUGACAGGCCUGGCAGCACGUCCUCUGCCCUCCGUCCUCUGGGCGGUGGGGGGAUGUGUGCUUUCCUCCUCCACGGGGUCGUGAAUAUGACCGGGCUCUGCUGCCGUCUCCUUCAGGGACCUCUGGAUCACUGGGACUUCAGGAUGCUCCCGAGACCACAGCAGAGGCCCCCAUCCUCCCAACUAACCUGCAUGGGGCUUGGCCCACCACCAUUGUGUACUCGUCCCCCAGCCCAGGCCUUGACCUUCUGUCGUUCACUGGCCAGUCCGCCGUGUCCGCGGCAGUCCUGGACAAAGGUCUGCUUUGCGUUUCUGUGGUCAGUGCGGUGGGGCAGAACUGCAGGGGACUUUGCUGCUGCUCCUUGUGUCUGUGAAGAAGGACUGCCUCCCUGGGGCACGGCUCUGGCUGACCCUGUGUGUCUUGGGCGGUGGCUCCUUUGGGAGGGAUGAACAAGUUAAGAUUUGAUGAUUUUCCAAAGUGUACGUGUAAAGAAACUUUCUUUUGGAGGGUGUAAAAUCUUUCUUAGUCUCAUAUCAAAAAAAGGUGGGAGGGACGUUUGGUUGUGUAGCUAUAAGACAAAUCUCUGGGGCCUGUUAUCUCUCCUGGAAAUGUCCUCAAAAGGUCCCAGCCAGGGACAGCACAGCCACUGAGCAAGGGAGAGAUAGUCUGAAGGGCUAGUCUGAAGACAGUCCCUUUUGGCCUUUGGGGCAGACAGAGUACCGGCAUAACCUCGGAUCUCCAAAUUUGAACACCUUCCUAGAGAAGCUCAGCUGCCAUCUUAGAAAAUAGUCAUCAUGGACCCAGCUAUACUUUGGUUUAAAAUAGGACAAGGGGAUCAGACCUGGGGAACCUAGACUCUUGCCCAAAGUAUGGGUCAGUCAGUGACUGACAGGGGCGCCAGCAUUGGCUAAGUAUCUCUCAUAUGCCAGGCUUGGCAAGUUCUUAGAACCCAUCCCCGCCCUCCCUGAGAGAGCUAUUCACCUGUUAUCCUUAUUUUACAACCGAAGACACUGAGGCAUCUUCCUCAGUCAUGAUGUUCUGGUUUCCAAAAGGCAGGUAAUAGUGAUGAGACUUCUUUGUAACGUUUUCUUCAUCCUUUUCUCAGCCAAGCAAUUAUUAUAUGGACGGAAAAUAAGGCCAGAAAUUUCUGAGCAGCGAACUCCACAAAUGGGAAUUUAAUUCUUUCUUUCCUAUGCCAAUUUUUCUGGGAAGCUCAGAAUUUCAGAUAUAUUUCAGCAACUCAUUCCCAGCUCCCCAGGAAAGCUAGUCCCAUCUCCUUUCUUAGCCAGUGAAAACAAUUCCCUGUGCCCUCAGGCGGUGAGGUCUGCCAGCCAGGGACACUCUACCUUGGUCUCUAGCUGGUGCUUUGGUACAGUACCUGGCAGCCCCCGGGUGGCCUGGGAUCCAGGAAGCUUCAUCUUGAAGGCUGGUCUAGCUCCAGAGCGGCCAUGAGAAGCAUAGAAUUCAAUAAGGCACAGUGUUCUCCCUAAAGAACUUACUGUAUCCUGGGAAAACUGAACCACAGCGCAAAGUGUUACACGAGCCUCACAGCAAGAGAGAUUCAGCGUAGAGCUUUCUAGAGGAGGUGACAUCCAUUCCACUGGGUAGAAAAAGGAAGAAAAGGAAACUCAGGCCAAGGUAUCAGCAUAUGCAAAGACAAAGAGGUGUGCAGAAUCCUUGGCGGGGGGGCGGGGGGGGGGUGCGGUGAGAUGGCAGAUCAGCUCAACUAGAGCAGAACAUGGCAGGAGGACAGCCAGGGUCAGGGGGCAAAUGCUCCACCAGCAGGGCAGACUUGGCCCCUGCGGGCAAGCAGGACGCAGUGGAGCUUUGAGUGAUGCGCUCAGCUCAGUGCUAGAGGAGGCUCCCUCUGGGGCCAGUGGGGCUGCCUCUUUCCUUUCAUCAGACACUGUGAAAAUGGUCCCUUAAGCGUAUACUUUUUAAUAUCACAUCUAUUUGUCUGUCUGCUCAUUAUUUUGUUGCUGGAUCAGGAGACGCAGCUUCUGUGAGAAACUCAGGGUCUCUGCUCUGCCACGAAGCAGGGUGACCAAGCCAGACCCCUGGGCCCAUGAGGACGGGACAUGGAAGGAGCCCACAGAAGCUGUUCCCGUCAGCAUGGGCUCUGGAACUGUCUGGAAGUCCAGGGACACCAGACUCGAUCAAGGAAGGGCUGUCACUUCGGAGGUUCAAAAGGAAGCAUCUCAAAGCAAAAGAAGGCGGAGGAGCCCCACCAUGAACUUGCUCUUCCCCUUUCAUGGUCCCUUUUCCCGGUCCCCAGGCCCUGGCCCCCUGCUGGCCUCCCCUGGCUCUAGUCUCGGCCUUCAAGGAGCCUGUGACAUAGCAGAUCAGCCAGCUAUAUGCUCCUCUCUCAGAUCUGGGCUCAUCCGUACAGAAUGGGGGCUGGGAGAGGGUUGUGCUCUCUAACAAACACAAAGAAACCCUAGGAUUUACUCUGCUCAGGAGGGGGCAGAAUAGCUGGCAGAUGAAAAUGACAGUGGCUUCUAUCAUUUCAGAUGGUAGGAAUUUAGAAUGUGACUUUGGGGAGAAGGAAUUAUUUAGAAUGAAAACUCGGGCCGUGCUGGGUAACCCAACAAGGGCCAGUGAUGGUUCCCCCAGCUCAGCACCCCUGGCCCCCGUCACUUCCUCACAACCCAACCGCCCUCCGGAGGAUGCAGGGCAGUGAACAGUCUCCGGCCAGUUUACACUGGAAGACACUGAGGCUCGCGGAUGGGGAUGCUUCCCCCAAGAUCCCACGUGGCAAGAAUGUGGCAGGACGUGGAUGAGACGGGGCGCUGGUGCCCGGGAAUUUGGACUUGAUCCCAGGAAAGCUCAUGGGCAAACAGCACCUCCCCCGGGGUACUCUACACUUACGGGGCAGGCUCACCGUUCACGACGCAGAGGGAAGUGGAACUCAUGGUCUCUGGGUCUCCACGACGGGGGCCAGCCUCCUGUCUCUGGGCUGCCCAAGAGAGUCCCCUCACUUAGCACAAAGCCUCAUGGCUCUCACCUCCUAGACGUGGACCCUGUUUGGAGGAGAGGCAAGGAAUUAACGAGAAGCCAGGUACUGUCCCCACCUGACUGCACGUCUGGCCUAGACAUCUUCGGGAUGUAUCCUAGCUGCAUCCUAACACGUCGUCCUCUCCUCCUUUCUGGUACAAAGGUCCUGGGGCCGGGGGGCUCUGAGCCUCUAGAUGGCUACAGCACGCCUCCCGUUGUGGGAGCAGAAGGGGUCAGAUUGCUUUUACACUGUCUCUGGAUGUAGCCCGGGCAGUGGCCUGCCUGCCAGAUGUCAGCCUUCCCGUGCAAGCAGCAGACCCUGUGCUGGAGACUGUAAACGGGAGCUCACCGAAUUCUUCCAGCGUUCCUAAGAAGUGCUUCUAAUUGUCACCAUUUUAUACAUGAGGAGACUGAGGUUCAGAGGGGUGAAGUCGUUGGCCCACAGUUCCACCACAGCUAGUAAAGGAGGGAGCCAGGAUUUAAACUGGUUCUUUUGACUUCAAAGACAAUAUUUUCCCAUGUCUCAGAUUUUCCCAUGGGGGGGGGGGGCUACCCAUAACAGCAAAGACUAGAGUGAAACAGGCCCAAUGGAUCUUGUAAAGCCCAAAGCAGACAAUGGUCAGCUUAAAAUUCCUUCAGUUUCAUGUCUAGCAAUUCACAUAAUAUUUGCAUUCUUCUCUAAUUUAGCCUGAUUUGUUUUCAUAGAAGUGCAUAAAUAUUUUUUUAACCAC
This is a messenger RNA of Orcinus orca (killer whale), 8679 nucleotides long. It is a transcript of the gene PTPRT, whose product is annotated as protein tyrosine phosphatase receptor type T. Gene Ontology annotation, cellular component: membrane. The transcript has 33 exons. NCBI's taxonomy places the organism in Eukaryota, Metazoa, Chordata, Mammalia, Artiodactyla, Delphinidae. The record is from RefSeq and is a predicted model, not a curated record. Gene Ontology annotation, biological process: protein dephosphorylation. Gene Ontology annotation, molecular function: protein tyrosine phosphatase activity; protein binding. The coding region runs from base 164 to 4603 and encodes 1479 amino acids.